AUGGCCUCGUGUCUCUACGAAUGCCUCUGCGAGGCAGAACUCGACAAAUACUACCCCAAUUUCGCCGCCCUCGGCUUCCAGAAGAUCGACGAACUUGCCAAGGUCUCCAUGAAGGAUUACACCAGGCUGGGGGUUCACAACAUGAAGGACCGCAAGCACCUCUUCCAGCUCAUUAAAAUAAUCAAAAUCUUGCAGGCGGAAGAGGAAGCGGCUAAGAAAAACAAGCAACGCUUUCAGACAGGCGCUGUCUACUUCCAGUCUCAGGUUACCAGAGCUGGUCCUCGUAGGCAACUGCACUUUGGUUCUGCCUCGGACAAAAGAGACAAAGGAAAAGACCCCCAAACUGGGAUGUGUAGACUCUCCAGUUGUUUUGCAAGGAGAGAUAAAGAUGACUUAGCCACAGUGCUGGGGCAUGACUCAGAGUACAAAAGACACCAGAAGGACAUUGUGCAUGCACCCGCCACUUGGACAGAAUGCAAGCUAGACUUUCCGACUACGAAUUUGUCCAGCAAUAUCAACCCUCUGUUAGGGGAUACCGAAGACCCCGUUGUCCAAAGAGUAGCUCAUAUUUCUGGUUAUAACUAUGGAGUGCCACAUUCAUGUGCCAGGCCUAAUACCUCUGAGAAAGAAAUCCCCUGGACUGAGACUGACAAGAUACGGGUGUGCGUCAGAAAACGUCCGCUGGGUUUAAGGGAGGAGCGGCGCGGAGAAGUGAACAUCGUCACAGUGGAAGAUAAAGAAACUCUCCUGCUUCAUGAGAGAAAGGAGGCUGUUGAUCUCACCCAAUACAUUCUGCAGCAUGUGUUUUACUUUGACGAAGUCUUUGGGGAGGCAUGUUCCAAUCAGGAUGUGUACAUGAAGACCGCUCAUCCCCUCAUCCAGCACAUAUUCAAUGGCGGCAACGCCACUUGCUUUGCGUAUGGGCAGACUGGGGCCGGCAAGACCUACACUAUGAUCGGCUCGCACCAAAACCCGGGGCUGUACGCCCUGGCGGCCAGAGAUAUCUUCCGACACUUAGAAACAUCCCAGGCCGGGAAAGACCUUCACGUCUGGAUUAGCUUUUACGAGAUCUACUGCGGGCAGCUUUACGACUUGCUAAAUGGAAGGAAGAGGCUUUUUGCCCGGGAAGACAGUAAACACGUCGUGCAAAUAGUCGGGCUGCAGGAAGUCCACGUGGAUACCGUCAGCUUGCUUCUAGAGGUAAUUCUGACUUGCGGGAAGGAGAGAGACACGGGGGCCACCGGCGUAAAUUCGGAUUCGUCUCGCUCGCACGCCAUCAUCCAGAUUCAGAUUAAAGACACGGUGAACCGAGUGUCCGGGAGGAUCUCGUUCAUCGAUCUGGCGGGCAGCGAAAGAGCAGCUGAUGCCAGAGACUCUGACAGGCAGACAAAAAUGGAAGGCGCAGAAAUAAAUCAAAGCCUUCUGGCGCUUAAGGAGUGCAUCCGUGCCCUGGACCAGGAACAUGCUCACACUCCCUUCAGGCAAAGCAAGUUGACUCAGGUCCUGAAAGAUUCUUUCAUCGGCAAUUCCAAGACGUGCAUGAUCGCCAACGUCUCUCCCAGUCACAUCGCCACAGAGCACACCCUGAACACCUUGCGCUAUGCUGACAGGGUGAAAGAGCUGAAGAAGGGGAUGAGAUGCUGCGCGCCAGUCGUGAACCGGCGGCGGUCAACCGGAAGCAUGUCUCCAAAACGCAUCCAGAGUUCCCCGUGCGUGCAAGCAGGGGAGAAGUCCUCGCCAAAGAAGGUGAAACUGGGCUUCCAGUCUCCAUCCGUGGCCAAGGCUCCUCCUUCGCUGUUCCACCUGAUGAACCCCCCUCUCUCUUCGACCCCAAAAGGAGCCGCUCGCAAAGGGCCUCCCGACACUGCUUGGCCCAGCCACCCCGCCCCACUGAAAGGAGCUCUGGGGGCCGGCCUGCCAGCCAAGAAGACGCCCGAGGACCUCGUCCCACGUUCUGACCACGGCCGCCUCGGGCAGGACCGGGUAGCCCGGGGGGCUCCCUCUCCCAGGACCGCAAGGGAAGGCAGCCAAGGAGACCGGCUGCGGGUCAGGAGCCGGAAAGUCCCACCGGUGCGCAAGCAGCUGAUUUCCAGAGCCAGCUUCUCCCUGCCGGCCCACGUGCCAGACAGCGGGAGGGUGUUCGCCGAGCAGUGCGCCGCAGCGUGGAUGAGCGUCCUGCCGCAGCAGAAGGACCGGGAGCAGCACCUCCGCCUUUACCACCAGCGGUUCCAGCAGCCGCCCAUUCUGCAGGAGAAGCUGAACUGCCAGCCCCUGGAGAGGUUCCUGGGCCAGUACAAGCCGCAGGAGGUCUGGGCGCAGUCCGAGCCCCCCGGCCUGCCUCCUGCCUCCCCCCCGGGCCAAGACGAGACCAUGCAGCUGGAGGACCUGGACGACAGCGACUUCAGCGAGGACUCCUUCUCGCCUGGGCCCAGCCGUAGGAAGCCCCAGGCCGAAGCGGCCACGGGAGGCAGCCAGGGCUCGUUUUUCCUCCAUCAGAGGGAGUGCGGGACUGACGGGAGGGAAGUCCAGGUCGGGCAGGAGCUGUUUUUUGAACUGCUUGAGAGUAAAGAGGAGGCCUCACUGAGGACGGAGGAGGCCGUUAGCGGCGAGGAAAGCCCUAAGAGUCAGUCCGACUGGAGCGCAGAAGACGUCUUGGUGCUGGAUUCCUCUCCACGGAACGACACGCCAGAGAAGCCUUACUGCCUGCAAGGAGACAGCGUCGGGUGCAACAGGAGCGACACCGAAGAGCCUCCUCUCGGGCGAAAUCUGCUCUGCUGUAUCGGUCUCGGUUUCGGAUGCCCUGAAGCAAGCUGCUCCAGGUCAGAGAAGGCGGCCCAGAUCUCGCCUUUCGCCCAGGCCCUGGGAUCCGCGAGAGGCGUUGCCCGUUGCCCGAGGGAAGACUCUGUCAAAGACGGCUUGGGAAAUUUAGAAAAGGGGCUCCAGAAAGGAAGCGACCUCUCCGGACCUCUGGGAUUCCCGUUGGACUUUGUUGCAGGAACGAGGACUCCGUUGACGGGGUCACUGCUUGAUGGCGAGAGGGCAGGUGCUGCAGAGGAAGAUGCUCCAGACCAGGGGCACGGAAAGGCUCCACACGAGGAGGAGAGAGAGGAGAAAGUCUCCUUUCGCCCCCAGCUGCAAGUGGGAGAGGACCCCAGACCGUUCCUUGGGAAUGAAGCCUCUCCUCCAGCCCCCGAGCGUGAAACGGAUCCAUGCAGAAGGCAGGCUGUCCAGCCACUUUCUCCGCAAGCCAAGUGGCUCUCCCAGUUUUGUUACAGUCCGAAGGCUCUUUCUUCCUUGGGAGACGCAUCCCCCUCGAGUGAGCUUCACGGCUGUGUUUGCGGGUUUUCUGCCCGAGACCCAGGCCCAGCAGAGGUCUUCUCCCCGUGGAAAGGGAAGGAAGGCCCUUUGCUUCUUGGCAACCCGCAGGGCGGUGAGGUUGCCCCGGACACAGAAGCCACCACGAUUGCCUCGUUAAGCGGUCCGGGGCCACUCCGCUUGGGUGGGAAAGACUGCUCCGAACCCACGACGCUGCUGAAGCACAUUGAUGCUCUGGAGCAGGCGUUUGUCUCAAAGGCAUCAGAGAAACAGGAACCCUCCGGAGAAAGCCCCCCACCGCAGCCCGUCCGGAAACGGGAGCGCAGCCCUCCGCAAGAGCCGUUCGAGCUGACAUUGAGCAGUGAGGAAACAGGGCCCUCUAAGUACAGGAGCGUUUCGGAAGGAUCCGUUCAGAAAUCUCCGGAGGCUGCCGAACAGGAUUCGGGGACGAACAUCCGGUCUCCCCAGAGCUGCCUGAAGGACGCCUCCAAAAGAUUACUCUGUAAGGAAGCGUCGGGAAGCCAGCCCCCUGACCACAGUCGGACUGCCGCUUCCCGGAUCGCUUGUCGUUUCUGGGCCGUCUUCAAGGGCAGCCCCGCGUAG
Messenger RNA from Gekko japonicus, 3918 nucleotides. It is a transcript of the gene KIF24, whose product is annotated as kinesin family member 24. The record is from RefSeq and is a predicted model, not a curated record. NCBI's taxonomy places the organism in Eukaryota, Metazoa, Chordata, Lepidosauria, Squamata, Gekkonidae. Bases 1 to 3918 code for a protein of 1305 amino acids. Gene Ontology annotation, molecular function: ATP binding; microtubule motor activity; microtubule binding. Gene Ontology annotation, biological process: microtubule-based movement. The transcript is spliced from 12 exons.